AAAUUGCGUGAGUCAUUUGCUGUGUUUUAUAUUCAGCCAACAAGACGGUCCAGAUGCCACGGAAAAAAGCUGUCGGGACAUCCGGCACCACCAGGCAAAGGGUCUGGUGGCGUUUGAGACAGCAAUGGAGGAUGUUGGGGGUGUUUGAGAUCAACCCAGAGCACGAGUUCUAUUAUCUGACAUGCGUAAUUAAAGAAGGCAUGCAGGCUGUAAUCCAGGCCUCUAUGGACACACCACCUGAGGAUAAACUCACAGAGAAGCAUUUCAAGGCAGUGGAAACUCAAACCCACGAGGGCUUUGAGAUACAGACGUUUGCAGCACCAGUAUUUGCUAAACUGAGGCAUUCACUGGACAUCACAGAGGAGGAAUACCUGAACUCCCUCUGUUUGGGUGGCUACUACCUCAAGUUUGUCAGCAACUCUAAAAGCAAGGCAGAUUUCUUUGUCACGAAUGACAAGUGGUUCUUCCUAAAGACCCAGAGCAGAAGGGAGGUCAGGUUUCUCCUGUCCAAUCUGCAGGCAUACGUGGACCACCUGGAGAAAUACCCUCACUCACUGAUGGUGAGAUUUCUAGGUGUCUUCAAGAUUGUUAUUCCAAAUCAAAUAAAGAAGUACUUCAUCGUGAUGCAGAGUGUGUUUUACCCUGAUGAGAGGAUCAAUAUCAGAUACGACAUUAAAGGCUGUGAAGUGGGUAGACGGACUAACCCUGACACUGGGGGAAAACAAAUGAUAAAAGUGCUGAAGGACAAUAACUUUGAAGGGCAGUACAUUGCAUUAGGUCAAGACAAACCCUGGUUUGCAGAUCAAGUGAAAGUGGACACUGCCUUUCUUCAGGGGCUCAAUGUGCUGGACUACAGUCUCCUGCUGGCCCAUCAACCUCUGCACCGAGACGAGCGCGAUGGAAAACACUCUUUGGCAAAUCUGGUUGUUCGUGCCACAAAGUCUAUGGACUUAGAUGAUAGUCCCACAGAGGUAGACCCCCCCUCAAUCCCACUACUAUCAGAGACCCGGGGUGAUACCACAGACUGUGGGUCAGGCCAGCCACAGGCAGCAGCUGAGAGUGCCACUGAAGGGAUCCCCCUCCAGGAGAUAAACUGGGCCGCUAAAGAAACUAGGACCGACUCAGUGCUCCAGGAUUUUCACGAGCAUCAUCACAGGCUUCUGCCCAAUUGCAAAAAUGCCAUUCAUGUGAUUGAUGGGCCGGACCGACGCUACUUUGUGGGCAUCAUUGACAUUUUUACCGUCUACAACUGGAAGAAAAAACUGGAGAACCUGUGGAAAAGCCUCCGUUACCCAGGCAGAGCCUUUUCCACGGUGAGACCAACAAAGUACUCACGCAGAUUCUGUCAAUGGAUGGAGGAACACACUCAAUGACCAAAUGAAGAAAAACAUUCAUCACUGACAAAAACACAGCCUGCUAUAUAAUCCCCAAAGUCCACCGGAUGAGUUUGUGUCUCGCACUGACUCUGAUGUUUGAAAUUCACCAUAUUGUGGAGUCCAAAAGCCAAGUGGUUUUCUUAUUUUUAUUUCUUAUUUUCAAAGAUAAAACCACAAGAUUAAUAAAACAAUUCAAAGUGACUCUGUACAUGUGUGUUUUUAACAUUGAGUUGUUAUACUUGCAGAUAGCUGUAAGAUGCUCUUGAAACACCAGUAGUUGUGCUUUAUGUGCUUAUAGCAGUAACACCGGUACAUUCUUCCUGCUUGAAUUAUGCUACGUUAUUGUAAAUGAACAACGCAAUCAAAGAGACUGUUCAAAGAAAGUGAGACACGAUUAGAGACCAAACAUAUGAAUCUUUCUGAAUGAUGAAUAAAUAGCGUAUGAGACAUA
Messenger RNA from Platichthys flesus (European flounder), 1827 nucleotides. Its product is annotated as phosphatidylinositol 4-phosphate 5-kinase-like protein 1. The coding region runs from base 54 to 1373 and encodes 439 amino acids. The transcript is spliced from 10 exons. NCBI's taxonomy places the organism in Eukaryota, Metazoa, Chordata, Actinopteri, Pleuronectiformes, Pleuronectidae. The record is from RefSeq and is a predicted model, not a curated record. Gene Ontology annotation, biological process: phosphatidylinositol metabolic process. Gene Ontology annotation, molecular function: phosphatidylinositol kinase activity.